AACUCUCCAUCUCACUGCACUGUGUGGUUUUCCUCCCAGGGAAGCACCAAACCCUGAAAUAGACAGCCUGGCUUGCCCAUGUCAGAAGUUAGAGAAAAGUAGUUCUCAUUUUGGGACAGAAGAGAAAGAGAGAGAGAGAGAGAGAGCUCUUGCACCUCCUCUAGGAAGUCGGACCCCCUAGAACAAUGAAGAGUGUAGCUAAAUCCUGGAGCGCAACAGUAAAGCAAGGGACCCAUGGGAUUGAGCGGGGACGUCCCCUCCCUCCAGCUGCUUCUGGCAUGAAGACUUCCAAAUCUUCUACAUCACUCUCUUUUGAGUCCAAACUCAGCAAGCUGAAGAGGGCCAGUAGCGAUGACAUGCUCACCAAACCGGGCAGUGCCAGCCCCUCAGGAUCCGUCAGGCUGAAGAAGACUGUGACUUCUGGUACCGUCUCGGAGCUUGCAGAGAACCGUUUAAAGAGCUGCGUAGGGACGGUUUCAUCCACCAAGCGCACGGGGAUUCCGGCUCCUCGAGAGCUUUCCACACCCGUCUCCAGAGAGAGAUCUGCCCUUCGAGGUCCCACCAGUGCAAAGAAACCAAUCCCCAGUCCAAUAUCUUCCAGUACCCCGACUCCUACCAAGCACUUAAGAGGCGCCAAUAAAUCCAAGCAGGACAAUGAAGCUGGGGACAAGGCAUUACUGGAAUCCCAGGUCCGGGAACUCCUGGCAGAAGCCAAAACAAAAGAUUUUGAAAUCAGCAGGCUUCGAAGCGAACUCAAGAAAUUCAAAGACAAAGGGUCCCCAAACACAGCAGAAGGGGCCGAGGCUUUUGAACAAAAUGGCGAGGGGCUGCCAACCUCCCCUGGGGAUCUAGAUCCUUUGAUAAGAGCUCUUCAGGAGAAGAACAGAAAUUUCCAAAAAGAGCUAGUAGAUCUCGGGGAGGAAAACCGGGCUCUGAAAGAGAAAUUGGCGUUCAUGGAGCAUUCCCCCAGCUCGGAGGCGGCCACGAGCAACGGUGGGGGUAGCAGCCUGCCCACACCGACUACUCAAGAGUCAAGCUUUGGAAGCCCAAUGAGAAACCAGCUUUCAGGGGAAAUGGAGGAAUAUAAACAGACGGGCAAUACCUUACGAACCUCAGGGUCCUCGAGCAGUGACGUGACCAAGGCUUCUCUGUCUCCUGAUGCUUCCGAUUUCGAGCACAUAGCCGAGGCUCCUUCCAGGCCCCUGUCCUCGGGCAGCAACCCCUUCAAGAGCCCCCGGUGCUCCACGGGCGGCAGCUCCCCCAACAACAUUAGCGACCUGUCUGUGGCUUCUCUCACUGAGAAGAUCCAGAAGAUGGAGGAGAACCAUCACAGCACCACGGAAGAGCUGCAGGCCACCUUGCAGGAGCUUUCGGACCAGCAGCAGAUGGUCCAAGAGCUGACUGCCGAGAAUGAGAAGCUGGUGGACGAGAAGACCCUUCUGGAGACGUCCUUCCACCAGCACCGGGAGCGGGCCGAGCAGCUGAGCCAGGAGAACGAGAAGCUACUGAGCCUCCUGCAGGAGCGCGCGCAGGAGGAGGAGGCCGGCGGCCAGGACAACAAGGUCCUGGAGCUGGAGCAGAAGUGCACGGAGAUCCAGGAGAAUGCCCAGUUCGAGAGAGAGAAGCUGCUCAGCAUCCAGCAGCAGCUGACCUGCAGCCUGCGCAAGAUGGAAGGCGAGCACCAGGGCGCCGCUGAGCUCAUUAAGCGUCUUCAGGAGGAGAACGCGCAGCUCAGUGGGCUUCUGGACGCGGAGCGGCACAAAGGCGGCCUGGCAGCCCAGGCUCUGGAUGACUGCCGCGUCAGCCUGGAGGCGCUCCAGAUCGAGAACGCCUCCCUGAGGGCCCAGCUGGAGAGCGAGCAGCAGAAGACGGCCGAGCUGAGCGCCACGGGCCACGUGAGGGACGCGUCCGAGGUGCAGGAGAAGCUCAAGGUGGCCCGGGCCGAGAAGGACCAGCUGGAGCGCUCCUGCCUGGAGCUCAAGCAGGAGCUGCUGAAGGCCAACAGCGAGAUCCAGCACAUGCAGAGCCUGCUGGCCAAGGUGGAGAAGGAAUGUGGUUACCUAAAAGAGGUCUGUGACCGGCAGGCAGAGCAGCUGAACCAGACCAGCCUGCAGUUGCAAGAGAAAGCCUCAGAGAGUGACGCUGAGAUCAAGGAUAUGAAGGAGACCAUCUUUGAGCUGGAAGAUCAGGUGGAGCAGCACCGAGCAGUUAAGCUACACAAUAACCAGCUGAUUAGUGAACUUGAAAGUAACGUGAUGAAACUGGAGGAACAGAAGUUGGACCUGGAGCGGCAGCUGAAGGCUCUGACAAAGCAGAUAAAGGAGGAGACGGAGGAAUGGAGGCGUUUCCAAGCCGACCUCCAGACGGCAGUGGUGGUGGCCAACGAUAUCAAGUGCGAGGCCCAACAGGAGCUUCGGACUGUCAAGCGGAAGUUGCUGGAGGAGGAGGAGAAGAACGCCAAGCUCCAGAAGGAGCUGGGGGCCGUGCAGGGGAACAGCAGGCCUGUAAACGAAGAGCCAGACUCCCCAGAAAUGGAUGGUCCCGGCCGGUGGCAAGGGGUCUGUGUGAGCAGAGCCUCCCCGACGCCUUCAGAGUCAGCCGCCACUGUUAAGUCGCUGAUCAAGUCAUUUGAUUUGGGAUGCUCAGGUGGCCCUGGGCAGAGCGUCUCUGUGCACAAGACCCCCCGGAGUCCCCUCAGUGGAAUUCCAGUGAGGACAGCGCCAGCAGCUGCCGUCUCCCCCAUACAGCGACAUUCUACCUACAGCAGCAUGAGGCCAGCCGGUAAGGGGAUGACUAAGCUAGACCUGCCCGACCUCCCACUCACAGACAUCCUAAAGGGAAGAAACGAGGACCUGAAGCCUGACCAUUACCUCCGUAAGAGCCCAUCACUCGAGUCCCUGAGCAGACCCCCUUCGCUGGGCUUCAGUCAGGCCAGGUUGCUGACCCCUACCCCUGGGGGCUUGAAACCACAGAGCAAACUCAGUGUGGAAAGGAAGGAUCCAUUGGCUGCCCUAGCCCGGGAAUAUGGCGGCUCCAAGCGGAAUGCAUUGCUGAAAUGGUGUCAGAAGAAGACAGAGGGUUAUCCGAACAUCGAUAUCACCAAUUUCAGCAGCAGCUGGAGCGAUGGCCUGGCCUUCUGCGCACUCCUUCACACCUACCUGCCAGCACACAUUCCCUACCAGGAACUGAACAGCCAGGAAAAAAAAAGGAAUCUGUUAUUGGCAUUCCAAGCUGCAGAGAGUGUUGGCAUCACCCCCAGCCUGGAACUCAGUGAGAUGCUGUACACAGAUCGUCCUGACUGGCAGAGUGUUAUGCAGUAUGUGGCCCAGAUCUACAAAUACUUUGAGACCUAAACCCCAUGGAAGGAGAGAGAUGGAGGAGGAGAAGGAGGAGAGACAGGAGAAAGGGAACGCCACAGAAGCACUCGAUCACUUUAUAGAGGAAACAAAAAGAAAAUGAUUCUGGUUCUGAAGCAAGACUUUUUGGUGGUCCAGAAUGAACUGCAAAGAGAGUGAGACAGUGGCCAAAUACACUCACACAACCAAGGCCUUCCAUAGGCACGCACACACACACACACCACACACACACACACACCACACACACACACACACACACACACACCCUGAGCAAAGAGAUAUGGCCACAUCUAAGUCAGAAAAGGUUUUCCGUUCCAUGGGAUGGGCCUAAAGGGAGUGACUUCCUUCUAGACAUCAGAGUUCCCUCUGGGACCAAGAUCCAUUCCGGCUGAGCAAGUCUAGCCUCACCUUCUGCAUUCAACCACUCCAUACAUGGUCUUAGGCUACUAUCUGCAGAGAUGACAGACCGCCCCCUCCGCAAUGGCAGCUGGAAGUUUUUGUUCUAUCAACUCUCAGAUUCCUAUCCUCACCCCCACCCCUACAUUCACCCCCCCAAAAAAAAAGAUUUUUAGAAGAAACCUUGAUCCCUGCCUUUCCAAACAUUAAACUCUCUUGUUGGUUUCUGUCUGCCCUGCCCCUCACCUAUUCCAAAAAUGCAGAAACAUGCAUUCUUUCACAGAUGGAAGCCAACCAGGAGAUGGGGUAUUGCUGUUAGGAGUGAGAUUCCCAAAGCCCCAGAGACCAGGUGUGUCCUGCAGAUGUGACCAGGUGUGGGAGCUCCCACCCUCCAGUGCCAUGCUCAGAUGUGUGAAGGAUACACUUGGGUCUGUGUAUAGCUGUAGAAGGAGGCAUCCUUUCCAUGAGUCAUCUUAUAGUUGGAUAGACAUAUGGGCUAACUGGGUAUGUCCAUGCAUGUGCCCCUCCGUCGAUACAAGAACCCAGAGCUUCUCCCGGUCACUGAUCCUCUCCCAGGACUGCUGCUGACAUGGAUAAGCACUGUAGCCAUCUAAUCAGACAGACACACACAUGUCCCUUCUGUAUAUACACACUCCUGUGUGGCCCCUUCUGUGGGCAUAGCAACAUCUUCCUCAUGGCUAGGCAGUGAAAGGGAGGGUCAUCCACCAUGAGGAUGAAGCUGCCCAGGUCUGUCCAAUGGAUAUGGGCUUGAGGUGACCCUGUACAAAUAGCUGGUGGUUAUUUCUGGGCCGGUUGCAACUGAACCCAAGAUCCCAGCUUUAGAAAUGCUACGAUUUCCUAAGGUGUCUCCCAUAUCCUGGGCAAAAUGAAGCUAGGGGCAGUGGGUGGGAGUUGCUGUGGAGGAAACUGGGUCGGUGGCUUCAUUUCUACUAGAACUGAAGAAGAGAGACACGUACUUUGUGAAAGUGUUUUCUUUAUUUAUUGUCUUCUCAGAAAUGCUAGGAACAGGCCCAUUGGUGGAUGUCUUGAGCAGCAUGCCAGGGAGGGUGAAUGAAUGUCUUUAACUUCAUCAAGAUAUCAGAAAAAUAUGUGACUAGUGACGUGGCACUUACCACAUAGGGACCAAAUUCUGGGUGGUGGUCCGUCUGAAAAUUGAAACUCAUUUGGUGUUUAAAAUAUUGACACGCCUAUGGGGGUAGGGGAUGAGGAUCUGUUACGGCUGACCCUCUAAGCCGUAUAGUCACAGUGGAGUGCAGAUGAGGCUCAAGUUGUGAAUCUGGGCCUUAUUAGACAUUUUAUUCAGAGAUGGGAAAGCCCUAUUCUAACUUGUACAGAGCUAUAAUUACCAGUAUUAGGGUCUAAACAAGCCCCAUAAACCAUGCCCUCCAGUCAAUCUUAGUUGUCUAAAAGAGACCCAGGAUGUUGACUCAAUGGAGGAAAGACUCCCCAGGACGCUGAGGAGUGGGAUAGAGAUAGAAAACAUAAGACAUCAGCCCAAGUGAGGGUGGGGGGAGGGGUGUAAGGGAAAAGAGACUCCAGGACACUGUGCUGCAGCUGCUGCCAGGGGAGAAGCAGGACCGGGUGAGCUAGAGCUCCCUGGGCCUUCCGGGGAGGGAGGAUGGAGAAGUGUGCCUUCUUGUAGCUUCCUGGAAUAGCCAAUUUCACAGGCUGACUAUCCAAUGUCUAUGCUGUUGAAGGAGUAAAAAUGAUAUCAAAAUAUAAAUGUAUUGAAUUUUAAAA
This is a messenger RNA of Phascolarctos cinereus (koala), 5513 nucleotides long. It is a transcript of the gene SPECC1, whose product is annotated as sperm antigen with calponin homology and coiled-coil domains 1. Lineage: Eukaryota; Metazoa; Chordata; Mammalia; Diprotodontia; Phascolarctidae. Gene Ontology annotation, molecular function: protein binding. The record is from RefSeq and is a predicted model, not a curated record.